UGUGUGUGUGUGUGUGUGUGUGCGCGCGCGUGCUUCGGCAGUCGUCGCCAGCUGCUGAGCGGAGAGGCACUCCGACCCUCCGCGUGGACUCCCCGCUGCUUCCCUCCACCUUCCGUGUGAAGGAGUCUUUUCUUGAAGGGAGGACACCGAACCACGGAGGGCUCGCGCGCCGAACCACGGAGGGCUCGCGCGCCGAACCACGGAGGGCUCGCGCACCGAACCACGGAGGGCUCGCGCGCCGAACCACGGAGGGCUCGCGCGCCGCACCAUGGAGGGCUCGCGCCGCACCGUGUCUCUGCGGGGAGUCGUAUCGAUCCUUUUCCUCACCGCGCUGCUGGAGCCCGGAGCUGCCGGUAUGCCCUCGUACUUCCCGAUGAGUCAGCUCUGUAUGUUCUGCGACGUGGAGCUUUCCUCCUGCAGCGGCACGGGCACCUGCAGGUCCAACUGCUCCAUCACCUCCAUCUGCAUGGACAACCACGAGGUCUGCGUCUCCAUCUGGAGGAAGAACGAGACGGACUUCUCCGUGGAGACGCUGUGCCACGACCCGUCCACGCCGCUCUACGGCGUGAUGCUGGACGACUACAACAGCUCCACCUGUGUGAUGAAGGAGAAGAACACCACGAGCGGCGCGGCUCACGUCUGCUCCUGCACCGACGAGGACGAGUGCAACGACCGACUCUUGUUCACGCCCGCCGUGGAUCCGACCCCGGACGACCCCUUGGUGUCGGUGAUCCUGGUGAGCCUGCUACCCCUGCUGGUGAUGGGGGUCGUGGUGGUGGGAAUGUUCUUCUGGUACCGAGCCCACCGGCGACGCAUGAGCCGAGAGUGGGAGAACAGCAUGAAGAAGCGCAAGCCGAAAGCCGGCGGCGGGCUGGACUGCACCGACGCCUGCGCCAUCAUGAUGGACGACGACGGGUCGGACAGCAGCUCGACGCACGCCAACCACCUGAACCACAACACCGAGCUGCUGCCCAUAGAGCUGGACAUGCUGGUGGGAAAAGGACGCUUCGCCCAGGUGUACAAGGCCAAGCUGAAGCAGACCACAUCGGAUCAGUUCGAGACGGUGGCCGUGAAGAUCUUCCCCUGCGAGGAGUACGCCUCCUGGAAGAACGAGAAGGACAUCUUCUCCAAUUCGGACCUCCGGCACGAGAACAUCCUCCACUUCCUGACGGCUGAGGAGAGGAAGGUGGAGAACCAGUACUGGCUCAUCACCGCCUUCCACCACAGAGGAAACCUCCAGGAGCACCUGACUCGGCAAGUGAUCAGCUGGGAGGAGCUACAGGUGCUGGGAUUGUGUCUGGCCCAGGGCGUCGCCCACCUGCACAGUGACCGCCUCCUCUGUGGGCGCCCCAAGGUGGCCAUAGUCCAUCGAGACCUGAAGAGCUCCAACAUCCUGGUGAAGAACGACCUGACGUUGUGCCUGUGUGACUUUGGGCUGGGACUUCGUUUGGACAGCAAUCUGUCUGUGGAUGACUUGGCCAACAGUGGACAGGUGGGCACGGCGCGCUACAUGGCUCCGGAGGUGCUGGAGGCCCGACUCAACCUGGAGAACAUCGAGUCCUUCAAGCAGACCGACAUCUACUCCAUGGCCCUGGUGCUCUGGGAGAUGACGUCCAGGUGUGAGGCCGUCGGAGAGGUGAAGGACUACGAGCCUGCAUACGGCUCCAAGGUGCGAGAGCACCCCUGUGUGGAGAGCAUGAAGGACAGCGUGCUGAGGGACAGGGGGCGCCCCGAGAUCCCCGACACCUGGAUCCGGCAUCAGGGCGUGGCGGUGAUCUGCGCCACCAUCACCGAGUGCUGGGACCACGACCCCGAGGCGCGGCUCACCGCCCACUGCGUCGCCGAGCGCCUCUCGGAGCUCGAGGACGAGAUGGACAAGAUGUCCAGCCGCAGCUCGUCGGCGGAGAAGAUCCCGGCCGAGCUGAAGAUCCCGAUGGAGGUGGGGAUCCCCGGGGAGGAGGUGAAGAUCUCCCAGAUACAGGACGCGCCCGCCGCCGACUGCUCCGUGAGCGACGAGAAGUGAGGAGGCGGAACCGGACUUUACGGAAUGUUAUUCCCCAACGAGGGCGCCUGUUCCGCUUCGGUGAGUUGAGCUCCCGGAGGUCGCUUCUUAUUCUAGCCCACGAAAAACUACACGGGAGACUCUGGGAGACGCGUUGGGACUAAACACGUCACAACCUAACCUUCAUCAGCUGAAAAGAUAAAGAGACAACGGGAAAACAAAAGUUAACUGGAAGCUUCCGAAGAUGCACAGAAGAAGUUUUUUUUUAUUUGAUGCUUCUCUGAGUAAAAAGGUGGAGAAACAAAGAUGGCCGCCGCAGCGGUUACACCAAAGACAUGUAAUGUGCACUUUACCGUGACACUCAGCGGAGGUGUGGCCUUCAGUGGACUCCACCCACAACCAGCUAUGACUCCUCCCACAACCAGCGAGGAAUCCAAAGGAGUGAGUGUGGUAAUGUGUGAGUGUGUGUGUGUAUAUAUAUAUAUAAUAUAUAUAUAUAUGUAUUAUAUAUAUGUAUAUAUGUAUAUAUAUUUAUAUAUAUAUAUUAAUAUAUAUAUACGUAUAUAUAUAUUUUUUUAAAGAUAUAUAUAUAUUUUUAAAUAUAUAUAUAUAUAUAACCUCUCGCGUCUGGACGUUGACUGGGAUCUACUCGCGCAAAAAAUUCGCAACGCUUUUGCUGUGUGAGUGAGUGAGUGUGUGUGUGUGUGUGUGUGGGUGCGUGUGAGUGUGUGUGUGUGUUAAAACCUUGUUUGCCACAAUAAGCACAAUGUAAAUGUAAAUAUUGGCAGUUUUGUACAUAAGAGACGAAUCGACCCAAACAAAAGGGAAACCUAGUAGGUUAACUUCAUAGAGAUGUAUGUUAACGUUUGUGUUUCUAUAGCAACGGGUGUGUGGAACAUCUGUUUUAAUAUCUUUUGUAAAAUAUUUGUAAAUCUCUUUAUGAAAUUAAAGAUCCGUCUGGAUACUGA
Messenger RNA from Pseudoliparis swirei, 2970 nucleotides. RefSeq names its product transforming growth factor beta receptor 2b (gene tgfbr2b). Bases 269 to 2023 code for a protein of 584 amino acids. The transcript has 10 exons. The record is from RefSeq and is a predicted model, not a curated record. Gene Ontology annotation, molecular function: transforming growth factor beta binding; transforming growth factor beta receptor activity, type II; activin binding. Gene Ontology annotation, cellular component: plasma membrane; signaling receptor complex. Lineage: Eukaryota; Metazoa; Chordata; Actinopteri; Perciformes; Liparidae. Gene Ontology annotation, biological process: heart development; transforming growth factor beta receptor signaling pathway; protein phosphorylation.